Messenger RNA from Eriocheir sinensis (Chinese mitten crab), 535 nucleotides. RefSeq names its product 40S ribosomal protein S20-like (gene RpS20). Gene Ontology annotation, cellular component: cytosolic small ribosomal subunit; ribosome. The transcript has 3 exons. Gene Ontology annotation, molecular function: structural constituent of ribosome. NCBI's taxonomy places the organism in Eukaryota, Metazoa, Arthropoda, Malacostraca, Decapoda, Varunidae. Gene Ontology annotation, biological process: translation. The record is from RefSeq and is a predicted model, not a curated record. The coding region runs from base 131 to 499 and encodes 122 amino acids.
AAACUCCAUAACUAAGGCAAAUAUUCUUAGCCCCGCGCUCCCUCUACCUCUUGGCUGUAAAGGUCCGCGUGGAAGGAAGAGUCUCCGGUUCAGCGCUGAUUUUCUUAAUUAUCUCGACCGGGACGGCAAGAUGGCAUCCAUGUACGAGAAGGGCGACAUGAAGAGCGGGAUGAUGGAUGACGGUGCGCCCAUCCACCGCAUCCGCAUCACACUCACCUCCAGCAACGUCAAGUCGCUGGAGAAAGUGUGCUCGGAGCUGGUGCGGGGAGCCAAGGACAAGCAACUCAAGGUGAAAGGCCCUGUUCGCAUGCCCACCAAGACCCUGCGUAUCACCACCCGUAAGACCCCUUGCGGCGAGGGCUCCAAGACGUGGGACCGCUUCCAGAUGAGGAUCCACAAGCGCGUCAUCGACCUUCACUCCCCCUCCGAGGUUGUCAAGCAGAUCACCAGCAUCAGCAUUGAGCCAGAUGUCGAUGUGGAGGUGACCAUCGCUGAGUAGAGGGACCGCGAGGAUAAAUAAAUGAUGUCGCCCUUC